CAGCUGAUGAAGUGUUGGAAAAGUUCCAUUGUGAAGCUUGAUUGAAUUGUCUGAAAAGAAAACUAGUUUUAAGAAAAUUGACGGAAUUAAAAGUGAUUGUCCAGCCUUAACUACGGCCUCACAUCGGAAUUCUAGCGAACAGGAGGUGAACGAACGCACACCGCUCAUGGAUGGCCAUGUAAAUCUUCCCACCUCAUCGUCAUCGGUUUCCGUUGGGUCUCCAUCGGACGUGGGUGUGGGUAGUAGCGGCGAGCAUUUGGAGCGCCCUCCGAAACGGCAAAACUAUGGUUCGUCCUCUAGCAAUCAUCAGGAACAUUCAGAUCAGCCAGAUGCAGCAAUUCUGGCAGUGCCCAAUGUUGUUAUUAGGAACAGAUUAAGCGGCGGAGGAGGAGGUGACGGGUCCGGAAAUCCCAAUCAGAAUGAGCUAGAGGAAGAACAAGGCUUGAAAUACGGCGCACAACAUGUCAUUAAACUUUUCGUGCCGGUUUCUUUGUGUAUGCUCGUGGUGGUGGCCACCAUCAACUCAAUUAGUUUUUAUUCUAGCACACAGGUCUAUCUCCUCUAUACGCCAUUCCAUGAGUUGUCCCCCGAACCAAGCGUGAAACUCUGGAAUGCCCUGGCCAAUUCGUUAAUCCUGAUGAGCGUCGUCGUAGUAAUGACAAUUUUAUUGAUUGUCCUGUAUAAGAAGCGCUGCUAUAGGGUUAUACAUGGAUGGCUUAUACUCUCUUCUUUCAUGCUUUUGUUUAUUUUUACCUAUUUGUAUUUAGAGGAACUGCUACGAGCAUAUAACAUUCCCAUGGACUAUCCCACUGCAUUAUUAAUAAUGUGGAACUUUGGUGUGGCCGGCAUGAUGGCUAUCCAUUGGCAGGGUCCGCUGCGUCUCCAGCAGGGCUAUCUUAUAUUUGUAGCUGCCCUGAUGGCAUUGGUGUUUAUCAAAUAUUUACCAGAAUGGACAGCUUGGGCAGUUUUGGCAGCUAUUUCCAUAUGGGAUCUCGUGGCGGUGCUCUCACCCAGAGGACCACUACGAAUAUUAGUGGAAACUGCCCAAGAACGUAAUGAGCAAAUCUUUCCCGCUUUAAUAUACUCGUCCACUGUCAUCUAUACUUACAUGGGUACCCAUUACACACCACAGCAGCAGCAGCCGACUACAUCAUCGCCGUCAUCUAGCAACUCCACAACCACAACAAGAGCCACACAAAAUUCAUUGGCCUCCCCAGAGACUGGAGCUGCAGCUCGUGGCGGUAGCAGCAGCUCAACUUCAGGUAAUCCUCCUCACCAGCAGCUACCACAACAGCAGCAUCCACAGCAACAGGCAUUACUAACCGAUGAUAAUCAAGCAUUGGCAACUGAAGGUAUGCCACUUGUGACUUUUAAAACCAAUUUGCGUGGAAACGCUGAGGCAGCAGGAUUUACACAGGAAUGGUCUGCGAAUCUUAGCGAGCGUGUGGCCCGUCGCCAGAUUGAGGUACAGAGCACACAAACUGGAAGUGGUCAGCGUUCACAUGAAUAUCGGACAGUGACAGCGCCCGAUAAUAGAUUGUCAGCAGGCGAGGGACAGGAAGAGCGCGGCAUCAAACUGGGCCUUGGAGACUUCAUUUUCUACUCGGUCUUGGUGGGGAAAGCUUCCAGCUAUGGUGAUUGGACUACAACCAUAGCUUGCUUUGUGGCUAUAUUGAUUGGUCUAUGCUUGACAUUGCUACUCUUGGCCAUUUGGCGUAAGGCUUUACCAGCCUUACCUAUUUCUAUAACAUUCGGCUUGAUUUUUUGCUUUGCCACUAGUGUGGUGGUCAAACCCUUUAUGGAGAAUCUAUCGGCCAAGCAGGUAUUCAUUUAAGGAAUAAGGCAAACAAUGUAUUUAAUCAUAAUUAAAUUAACAUAAUUAACAA
Molecule: messenger RNA, 1886 nt
Organism: Drosophila willistoni
Lineage: Eukaryota; Metazoa; Arthropoda; Insecta; Diptera; Drosophilidae
Gene: Psn
Product: presenilin homolog
Exons: 8
Coding region: 167-1834 (555 amino acids)
Biological process (GO): calcium ion transport; amyloid-beta metabolic process; Notch receptor processing
Cellular component (GO): ciliary rootlet; nucleus; dendritic shaft
Molecular function (GO): aspartic endopeptidase activity, intramembrane cleaving
Source: RefSeq, a predicted model, not a curated record